GCGGCGGAGUGCGGACACACAGGGAGUUCGGGGCAGGAUGGGGGUCGGGGAAGCGGACACGGCGGAGAAGGGGGACAGGUCCCUGUGCGGGGACAAGAGGUUCCCUGUGCCGCAACCGCCUUCCAUAGAGGAUUUUAACAUAGUGAAGCCCAUCAGCCGGGGCGCCUUUGGGAAGGUGUAUCUGGGCCGCAGGAAGAACAACAACAGGCUGUUCGCUGUCAAGGUGGUGAAGAAGGCAGACAUGAUUAAUAAGAAUAUGGUUCAUCAGAUCCAAGCGGAAAGGGACGCUCUCGCUCUGAGCAAAAGUCCUUUUAUUGUCCAUUUGUACUACUCUCUUCAGUCGGCCAACAACAUCUAUCUGGUCAUGGAAUAUCUGAUCGGUGGAGAUGUGAAGUCCCUUCUGCACAUCUAUGGUUACUUUGAUGAGGACAUGGCCAUGAAAUACAUCUCCGAGGUGGCCCUGGCUCUAGAUUACCUGCACAGGCAUGGAAUAAUCCACAGGGAUCUGAAACCCGAUAAUAUGCUCAUUUCCAACAAAGGUCACAUUAAACUAACAGACUUCGGCCUCUCCAAAGUCUCUCUGAAGCGAGAGAUCAACAUGUUUGAUAUUUUAACAACACCUUCAAUGGCGAAACCCAAGGAAGACUAUUUCCGCACCCCGGGACAAGUUCUCUCUCUUAUUAGUUCCUUGGGAUUUAACUCUCCAGUUCAAAGUAAGAUGCAGACGUCCAUUUCCUCAAUGACCCCAGUAUUUCAUGAAAUCUCACGGACAAAUUCCACACCAAUUAUAAUGAAUAGUAAGGAAAAUUCAGCUAAAGCCAGCAAGCUUCUUCUGUCACAUCCCGAAAUCAGUAUGUCCAGCCUUAAUAUGCCGGUUAAGUGCCUCACUCCAAACCUCCUGAAGUUUAAAACACGGCUGGGCACCACCAGUACCAGCAGCCAGUCCCAUAUGGGUUUGUCCAGCAUUGAGUCUGAUUACUGCAGCAGUCCAAAAUGGGAAAAUCCCAACCAGGAUCCAUGUAGGCCACCAUACUCAAGUUCCAGCCGUUCGAAGAACAGUAUGUCAGAGAAAUCAUUGAGUAAGAUCCACGUGGGGAAAGUUCCCAAGAGCAUUAAAGAUUUGGCAUACGUUAUUUCCCCCAUCGUUCGUCGCAGAACGUACAAGAAAUCUGACAAUCCAGAUGACACCAGUGAACUUGAAGAAACUCCUAACGGUGGUAUACAUGCCAGGGGUCUUAUCCGAAAAUGCCUUUAUGAUCUUGGCACACAAGACGAAAAGGAGAACUUAAGUGCAAAUGAGCAAGGACUCCGCCAUUUGCCAAGAUCUCCAGAAUUUCCUCCAUGGCUUGCUAGUUCCUCACUGGAUCCUUUGAAGGACAUUGAAGACAAAAAUGUGGAAAGACCUGCAAACAAAAGAAGUUUUUCACAGGUUGAGACAAGCCCUGGGCAAGACGGAAUAGAAAAGAAAAAUAAUUCCCAGUAUAAACGAGCAUAUGAAGUAUCGGAUCUUCAGGUUAACCCCAGCACAGGUUUAACCAUGGAGAUUGAUGCUCUGUUUCUUGGUGACCUCCAAAAAGAUUUUGCAAAUGGCAAGAAUCUGGAAAAUGAGUUUGUACCUCCUCGGCAGACUCCGGAGAAGCUGUGCUCUGUGAACCCAGUAGCCAAGAAUUUGAUGUGUGAGCUAGAUGACAACUGCGAGGAGGCAGAGGAGUGUCCUGGUGCUAAAGUUGAGAACAUGGGAGCCUGGAGCUCAAGUCCAAAAAGGGGUUCUGAUCGUUCUACUAGUUCAUCUCUGGAAAAAGAGCUUUCCGAUAUGGAUAAAAGCAUGAAAGAACUUUCUGUUGAGUUCCAAAAUGUUGGUGAGGGCUCAUCUCUUGAAGAUGCCAGCAUAGCUGAAACCAUGAAACUUGACCAUAAAGACAAUGCAUGCAGGGGGCGUGUUCUAGCCAACAUCACCAAUGAGUCCUGGGCAUCUCCAGCCACCACCCGGGUGGUAAAGAGUUCUAAAAAACGACCUGUGGUAGCUUUUAGAAGCUACAACAGUACCAUUAAUGGUUCACACAUGUCGGAAGCUUCCAGGGUGAGUGUUGGCUCAAUGGACAAAAUACGUUUUUCUCUGGGCUGUACAGGAUCCUACCCAGUGACUGUUACGCCAGCGCAGAAGGACAGGAUGCGCAGGAGUUUCCAGGGUCAGGUAGACACACCGUACCGAACACCAAAGAGCGUGCGUCGAGGCGCAGCGCCAGCUGAGAAUGUGAAAAUCCUGGGAACACCUGACUAUCUGGCUCCUGAGUUGCUAUUGGGAAAAGCACAUGGACUUCUGAGUUGUGGACCUGCAGUGGAUUGGUGGGCCCUCGGAGUUUGCCUGUUUGAGUUUCUGACCGGUAUUCCCCCUUUUAACGAUGAGACUCCAGCAUUGGUGUUCCAAAAUAUUUUAAAAAGAGAUAUCCCCUGGCCAGAAGAUGAUGAAACCCUUUCUGUCAAUGCUCAAAGUGCAAUCAAUAUUCUGCUUAACCUUGACCACACAAAGAGAGCUGGAUUAAAAGAACUGAGGGCUCAUGCUUUUUUCCAUGAAAUUGAAUGGGACAAUUUGCACAACAUUGAAAUGCCCUUCAUACCACAGCCAGAUGAUGAAACGGACACCACGUACUUUGACGCCAGGAAUAACGCACAAGAUCUCAAAGUGUCUGGAUUCAGUCUAUAGGCCGUUUUCUUUCUGGAAUACCCUUGUAUAUCUUUUUGUUGUGAGAAGUAAUUUUAUUUGUUUUUAGAUGAAAUAUGUUGCGUGGUUUGGCUUUUAACCAAAUGGUUCCCCCUCUCCCCCCCCACUGUACAGAACUUUUGAAAUAUUUAAGCUGAGCUUGGCCUCACAUUCCAUGUACAUACUCUGCCUGCUUGGACUGGGUCCAUGCUGUUUGCAUCCUACAAUAAACCGUCUAUUAAAUUUGUAAA
This is a messenger RNA of Rana temporaria (common frog), 2952 nucleotides long. It is a transcript of the gene MASTL, whose product is annotated as microtubule associated serine/threonine kinase like. Gene Ontology annotation, biological process: intracellular signal transduction; peptidyl-serine phosphorylation. The record is from RefSeq and is a predicted model, not a curated record. The transcript is spliced from 13 exons. The coding region runs from base 38 to 2704 and encodes 888 amino acids. Gene Ontology annotation, molecular function: protein serine/threonine kinase activity; ATP binding. Lineage: Eukaryota; Metazoa; Chordata; Amphibia; Anura; Ranidae. Gene Ontology annotation, cellular component: nucleus.